CAUUCUCUCCCAACCACACUCUCCCGCAACGGCCAAAUCGACGCUAGCUAUGCUAACCAGCUCCUCCUCCAACUCCAAUUCGCUCACCCUCUCCUAUUCUCUCUCUUCGCCACGCUCUCAUCCCAGGAAGGAACUCGACGGGGAGGAUUCAGGCCAGGAUCGGUUCUUGCGCUCUUUGUCACUACAACUGCAAGCCAUGAGAUAUAUCUUCAGUUUUGUGUUACACCUAUGCUGUGGGAUGGACGAAGCUCCGGCACCUCUCGGUUCAUCCGCCUCUCACCAAGAAUCAGAGGGAGAUCAAUGCCAACUGCAAGCUGAUCGGAGCCAUGCAUCAGCCUCCAAUGACAGCAGCAGCAAAGCGUCGGAUCAGAUGGCCAACCGCUCCGUUCAGACGCGCAUCGACACCACGGCGCCCAUCGAUUCCGUCAAGGGCGCCGCCAACAAGUUUGGAGGAAGUCUUGAUUUGAGAGAAAGGCGCAAGCAAGCGCAGGAUGAGCUUGACAAGGUGCAGGAAAAGGUGAGCGAGUGCCUGAAGAGAUCACAAGAAGCGGAAGCCGGGAGGGCACAGGCGGUGAAGGAGCUAGGCGGCGCCAAUGGCGUGAUCGAUGAGCUGACGCUAGGCUUGGAGAAGGCGCAGGCCGAGGAGGCGCGAGCGCGCCAGGACGCGGAGAUCGCCGAGCUGCGCCUCCGGGAGACGCAGCAGGGCGUCAGCGAGAGCACCGCGGCGAAGGCGGAGCUCGCCGUCGCCAGGGACCGCCACGCCAACGCGGUCGCCGACUUGCAGUCGGUGACGGCGGAGCUGGAGAUCCUGCGGAUGGAGCAGCCGGUCGCUGCCGCCAAGGCGGACGCCGCUGCGGCGAGAGCGCGGAGGAUGGUCUCCUCGUCGCAGGAGGCCGUCAAGGUCGUCGAGGAGCUCACCGCCGAGCUCGUCGCGCUGAAGAAGGAGCUGGACGCUUCGCACCACGCGCAUGACGAAGCGGAGGAGAAGAGGAUGAGAUUGGCUCAGGUGUUGGAGCAGGACAAGGAUCAAUGGCAGCUGGUGCUGGAGGUAUCCGAGCAGGAGGUGAAGAAGCUGAGGAACUCGCUAAUCGCGGCGGCUGAUCUCGAGUACAAGGUGGAGGCGGCUUCCGAACAGCUGGCGGCCCUAAGAGCCGAGCUGUUCGCCCACGCCGUCGAAGGAACAAUCGGCGAAGAGGCAGCGGCGGCGACGGCGAGCUUCUGGGCGAAGCUGGACAAGACCAAGAAGGAGCUCGAGGACGUGAAGGCGACCGUGGAUAAGGCCAAGGACGAGGCCAAGUGCCUGCGCGUCGCCGCCGCGUCGCUGAGCGCUGACCUGGAGAAGCAGAAGGCGGAGCUCGCCGCUCUGCGGCGGAGAGAUGGAGUCUCGGCGACGUCCAUCCCGUCCCUCGAGGAGGAGCUGAGCCGGUUAACCGCGGCGCUCACGGCGGCGCAGGAGGCGAGAGCAAAGGAGCGCAGCGUGGAGACCAAGUUGGGUGCACUGCUCGAGGAGGCGCGGCGAGAGGCGGCGCAGGCCAAGGCGAAUGCCCAGUCGGCGCAGGAGGAGGUCAGCAAGGCCAGGCAGGAGGCCAUCCUUGCCAAGGCCGCCGUCGACGCCAUGGAGGCGCGCCUGGAAGCGGCGAAGCGGGAGACACUCGCCGCAACGACGUCGGCGGAGAUGGCCGCUGCCUCGGCGGCCGCGCUGCAGCAGGAAGAUGAAAACGCAAGGAGGCGGCGGGAAACGGGCGUGGGAGAAGGCAGCGUGACAUUGACGAUGGAAGAGUACGACGAGCUGAGCCGGCGAGCACGGGAGACGGAGGAGAUCGCCGGGAAGCGGGUGACGGAGGCGGUGAAGCUGAUCAAGGAAGCCAAGGACGCGGAGGUGCGGAGCCUGGAGAAGAUGGCGCAGCUGGCGAAGCAGGUCGAGCAGAGGAGGCAGGCGCUCGAGGCGGCGACCAUGGAGGUCGAGGAAGCGGAGUUCAGUAAGCUGGCGGCGGAGCGGGAGCUCAGGCAAUGGCGCGCCGAGCACGAGCACCAGCGGCGGUUGACCGGCGAGGGCAUGGCGUCGCCGCGCACGGGGCUCGCGGAGAUCUCCGUGUUCGACGGCGGCGAGGGGCGCGGGAACCCGCACAUACUGAGCCCGAGAGGAGGGUAUAUGCCGAGGACUGAGAUGGCGGCGGCGGAGGUGGAGGCGGGCGCGAAGCAGAGGCCUACCUUCUUCCCGCGCAUGGUGAUGUUUCUGGCGCGCAAGAGAGCUCAGAACUGGAAGUGAGAUCUUCCUCUCUUCCGCAUUUUGAAUUUGUGUUUGUACAACUACAUGGUAUAUACGUGCCCAGAUCAGAUGAUGAAACUUAACUUGUGUAACAUCUAUCGAUCAAAGAGAUAUAGCUCAUGAAAUUUUUUGCUCGGAAUUUUUCUGGUUGUUGCCUACAAACAAAUGAUAUUCAGGUAAAAUAGUGAGAUUGACAACAAGUUCUGGUUUA
Molecule: messenger RNA, 2480 nt
Organism: Oryza sativa Japonica Group (Japanese rice)
Lineage: Eukaryota; Viridiplantae; Streptophyta; Magnoliopsida; Poales; Poaceae
Source: RefSeq, a predicted model, not a curated record